Messenger RNA from Coregonus sp. 'balchen', 11874 nucleotides. NCBI's taxonomy places the organism in Eukaryota, Metazoa, Chordata, Actinopteri, Salmoniformes, Salmonidae. The record is from the annotation of a GenBank genome assembly.
AUGUCCGCCGGAGGAGACUUGGGUAACCCUCUGAGGAAAUUUAAACUCGUAUUUUUAGGAGAACAGAGCGGUGAGUCGAGCCUUUUGGAGAGCCUUAGAGGCUUAGAGGCUUGCUUGGUUAUCAAUUGCCAAACAUGCUAAUGCAUCUUGAAGGCCAUAACUGUGUUAUUUGGUCUAUUUGAAAGUUUUCACUAUUUUGUAAAUGUUUUGAGAGGUUGUGUAAUAUGUUAGCUCAAUCAACCAAUUCACCGGUUCCUGUCACGAUUUUGUUUCUGUAGAAAAUUUGAUUAGUCAUCCAUUGUGAUCUAAAACGUCAUGAAAUAAAUCUAUCCUCCGGGUUUUCCAGAUGUUAAUAUUUUAUUUCAACCAAUUUCUCUAUUUAACAUGUUUUAUUUUAUUGUAUCAUUGGUAUUACAGAUAGAAUACAGUAGACGACGUGAAAUACGAAUUUGGAUGUUUUGAUGUGGUGCAGUGACCGGCAGAAAGAUUCUGUUUCAAGAUUAUAAUAACAUGUUAUUACAGUUCCAUCGUUGAUUGUAGACGUAAAUGUAACAUUAAAAUGUAUGAUAUGACAAGCUAAACAUUUUUUAGGUUUAAAAGGGAUAAAUAGACAAACAGUUCCCAUGUGUCAGUUCGGGACACACCCAGGUUGGCGAUGUCUGUAGAAUGUAUAAACCUCGCAGUCACUGUCUCCAAUCUCCAUAAUUUGACUCACAGCUCCGUAACAUAAUGAUAGUCACGAAUGGUUUGUCCCUGUCAUAACAUGAUGAUGUAUUCAAUAAUUCAAUCAUUUAGGGAACAAUGACUGUUUACGUGGUUGUUAUGGCACAGAUUCAGGAGUCUAGAUCGAUAAUGGUUUAGCGCUAUAAACCUCUCUGGUCAGACAUCAGACAGUCGGACUGGCUAUACAGAUCUCGGUACGAUCAUGGAAGUGCAAAAUACUAGUGAUUUAUUUGAAAUAGAAUGGAUGCUGUGUGUGUGUGUGUGUGUGUGUGUGUGUGUGUGUGAGAAAGAGAAAAAUGUGUGUCACUCAUGUCCACCAUUUAGUGUAUGUUCCUGUGUGUGUGUGUGUGUGUGUGUGUGUGUGUGUGUGUGUGUGUGUGUGUGUGUAUGUAUGUAUGUAUGUAUGUAUGUAUGUAUGUACUGUAUAUGUGGGUGUGUGUGUGUGUGUAUGUAAUGGUAGGUGUCUAGGCUUUCCAUAGAAAAUUAAUCUGAGAUGUAGUUGCCCAUGGUGCUCUGUGAUUGUGUGUGUGUGUGUGUGUGUUUGUGUCUUUGUGCGCAUGUGUGUUAUUGCAUUUGUAUGUAGCUAACACCCUAAUGGUUUUCCAUAAGGUUUGCGGUAAUGUAGCGGUGUUGUGCUGAUUUCAAGCAUGUAAUGGCCACUGCCCAAAGCCUUCUGUAGUCCACUAACUGUGAUGUACUUAGCUAGAAGGAGCCUAGGACCCGUACACAAAGCGAGUACAACAAUAUCCAUAGGUUAGUUAUUGUUUUCGUAACAGUAUGGAUAUAUGUAUAUAUGUGUGUAUGUAAACUCAGCAAAAAACGAAACGGCCUCUCACUGUCAACUGCGUUUAUUUUCAGCAAACUUAACAUGUGUAAAUGUUUGUAUGAACAUAACAAGAUUCAACAACUGAGACAUAAACUGAACAAGUUCCACAGACAUGUGACUAACAGAAAUGGAAUAAUGUGUCCCUGAACAAAGGGGGGGUCAAAAUCAAAAGUAACAGUCACUAUCUUGGCCACCAGCUGCAUUAAGUACUGCAGUGCAUCUCCUCCUCAUGGACUGCACCAGAUUUGCCAGUUCUUGCUGUGAGAUGUUACCCCACUCUUCCACCAAGGCACCUGCAAGUUCCCAGACAUUUCUGGGGGGAAUUGCCCUAGCCCUCACCCUCCGUUCCAACAGGUCCCAGACGUGCUCAAUGGGAUUCUUCGCUGUUCGCUGGCCAUGGCAGAACACUGACAUUUCUGUCUUGCAGGAAAUCACGCACAGAAUGAGCAGUAUGGCUGGUGGCAUUGUCAUGCUGGAGGUUCAUGUCAGGAUGAGCCUGCAGGAAGGGUACCACAUGAGGGAGGAGGAUGUCUUCCCUGUAACGCACAGCGUUGAGAUUGCCUGCAAUGACAACAAGCUCAGUCCGAUGAUGCUGUGACACACCGCCCCAGACCAUGACGGACCCUCCACCUCCAAAUCGAUCCCGCUCCAGAGUACAGGCCUCGGUAUAACGCUCAUACCUUAGACGAUAAACGCGAAUCCGACCAUAACCCCUGGUGAGACAAAACCGCGACUCGUCAGUGAAGAGCACUUUUUGCCAGUCCUGUCUGGUCCAGCGACGGUGGGUUUGUGCCCAUAGGCGACGUUGUUGCCGGUGAUGUCUGGUGAGGACCUGCCUUACAACAGGCCUACAAGCCCUCAGUCCAGCCUCUCUCAGCCUAUUGCGGACAGUCUGAACACUGAUGGAGGGAUUGUGCAUUCCUGGUGUAACUCGGGCAGUUGUUGUUGCCAUCCUGUACCUGUCCCGCAGGUGUGAUGUUCGGAUGUACCGAUCCUGUGCAGGUGUUGUUACAUGUGGUCUGCCACUGCGAGGACAAUCAGCUGUCCGUCCUGUCUCCCUGUAGCACUGUCUUAGGCAUCUCACAGUACGGACAUUGCAAUUUAUUGCCCUGGCCACAUCUGCAGUCCUCAUGCUUCCUUGCAGCAUGCCUAAGGCACGUUCACUCAGAUGAGCAGGGACCUUGGGCAUCUUUCUUUUGGUGUUUUUCAGAGUCAGUAGAAAGGCCUAUUUUGUGUCUUAAGUUUUCAUAACUGUGACCUUAAUUGCCUACCAUCUGUAAGCUGUUAGUGUCUUAACGACCGUUCCACAGGUGCAUGUUCAUUAAUUGUUUAUGGUUCAUUGAACAAGCAUGGGAAACAGUGUUUAAACCCUUUACAAUGAAGAUCUGUGAAGUUAUUUGGAUUUUUACCAAUUAUCUUUGAAAGACAGGGUCCUGAAAAAGGGACAUUUCUUUUUUUGCUGAGUUUAUGUAUGUACACCACCUGUCAAACGUUAUGACACACCUACUCAUUCAAGGGUUUUUCUUUAUUUUUACAAUUCUUUUACAUUGUAGAAUAAUAGUGAAGACAUCAAAACUAUGAAAUAACACAUACGGAAUCAUGUGGUAACCAAAAAAGUGUUAAACAAAUCAAAAUAUAUUUUAUAUUUGAGAUUCUUCAAAUAGCCACCCUUUGCCUUGAUGACAGCUUUGUACACUCUUGGCAUUCUCUCAACCAUCUUAAUGAGGUAGUCACCUGGAAUGCAUUUCAAUUAACAAGUGUGCCUUCUUAAAAGUUAAUUUGUGGAAUUUCUUUUCUUCUUAAUGCGUUUGAGCCAAUCAGUUGUGUUGUGAUAAGGUGGGGGGUAUACAGAAGAUAGCCCUAUUUGGUAAAAGACCAAGUCCAUAUUAUGGCAAGAACAGCUCAAAUAAGCAAAGAGAAACGACAGUCCAUCAUUACUUUAACACAUGAAGGUGAGUCAAUCCGGAAAACCUCAUGAACUUUGAAAGUUUCUUCAAGUGCAGUUGCAAAAACCAUCAAGCGCUAUGAUGAAACUGGCUCUCAUGAGGACCGCCACAGGAAUGGAAGACCCAGAGUUACCUCUGCUGCAAAGGAUAAGUUCAUUAGAGUUACCAGCCUCAGAAAUUGCAGCCCAAAUAAAUGCUUCACAGAGUUCAAGUCACAGACACAUCUCAACAUCAACUGUUCAGAGGGGACUGUGAGAAUCAGGCCUUCAUGGUCGAAUUGCUGCAAAGAAACCACUACUAAAGGACACCAAUAAUAAGAAGAGACCUGCUUGGGCCAAGAAACACAAGCAAUGGACAUUAGACCGGUGGAUAUGUGUCCUUUGGUCUGGAGUCCAAAUUAAUCUGAGAUGUAGCUGCCUAUGGUGCGCAUGUGUGUUAUUGCAUUUGUAUGUAGCUAACACCCUAAUGGUUUUCCAUAAUGUAUGCGGUAAUGUAGCGGUGUUGUGCUGAUUUCAAGCAUGUAAUGGCCACUAACUGUGAUGUACUUAGCUAGAAGGAGCCUAGGACCCGCACACAAAGCGAGUACAACAAUAUCCAUAGGUUAGUUAUUGAUUUCGUAACGGUAUGUAUAUAUGUAUGUAUGUAUGUAUGUAUGUAUGUAGACAAUGUAUGUACAGGUAACUGCCAAAAUAAAGGAAACACCAACAUAAAAUGUCUUAGUAGGGCGUUGGGCCACCACGAGCCAGAACAGCUUCAAUGCAUCUUGGCAUGGAUUCUACAAGUGUCUGGAACUCUAUUGGAGGGAUGCGACACCAUUCUUCCAUGAGAGAUUCCAUCAUUUGGUGUUUUGUUGAUGGUCAUUUUUAAAAAAAAUUUAGUCAUUUAGCAGACGCUCUUAUCCAGAGCGACUUACAGUUAGUGCAUACAUUUCUUCUUAUUUUUUUCAUACUGGCCCCCCGUGGGAAUCGAACCCACAACCCUGGCGCUUGCAGCGCCAUGCUCUACCAACUGAGCUACACGGGGUGGAAAUGCUCAGGCACCGCUCCAGAAUCUCCUAGCAUAAGUCUAUAAUUGGGUUGAGAUCUGGUGACUGAGAUGGCUAUGGCAUAUGGUUUACAUUGUUUUCAUGCUCAUCAAAUCAUUCAGUAACCACUCCUUCCCUGUGGAUGGGGGCAUUGUCAUCCUAUGGGGGUAUAGCCAUGGUAGCCAAAAUAAUUUUAUACAUGGCCCUAAGCAUGAUGGGAUGUUAAUUGCUUUAUUAACUUAGGAACCACACCUGUGUGGAAGCACCUGCUUUCAAUAUAUUUUGUAUCCCUUGUUUACUCAAGUGUCUCCAUUAUUUUGGCAGUUACCAGUAUUUAUUUAUUUAUUUUAUUUUACCUUUAUUUAACUAGGCAAGUCAGUUAAGAACAAAUUCUGAUUUACAAUGACGGCCUACACUGGCCAAACCCGGACCAAUUGUGCGCCGCCCUAUGGGACUCGCAAUCACGGCCGGUUGUGAUACAGCCUGGAAUCGAACCAGGGGGUCUGUAGUGACGCCUCAAGCACUGAGAUGCAGUGCCUUAGACCGCUGCACCACUCGGGAGCCCGAGUGUGUAUGUAUGUAUGUACAGUGCAUUUUGAAAGUAUUCAGACCCCUUCCCUUUUUCCACAUUUUGUUACGUUACAGCCUUAUUCAAAAAUCAAUUAAAUAAAACAUUUCCCUCAUCAAUCUACACGCAAUACCCCAUAAUGACAAAGCAAAUAAAAAUACCUUAUUCACAUAAGUAUUCAGACCCUUUGAUAUGAGACUCGAAAUUGAGCUCAGGUGCAUCCUGUUUCCAUUGAUCAUCCUUGAGAUGUUUCUACAACUUGAUUGGAGUCCACCUGUGCUAAAUUCAAUUGAUUGGACAUGAUUUGGAAAGGCACACACCUGUCUAUAUAAGGUCCCACAGUUGACAGCAAAAACUAAGCCAUGAGGUUGAAGGAAUUGUCCGUAGAGCUCCGAGACAGGAUUGUGUCGAGGCACAGAUCUGGGGAAGGGUAGCAAAUCAUUUCUGCAGCAAUGAAGGUCCCCAAGAACACAGUGGCCUCCAUCAUUCUGAAAUGGAAGAAGUUUGGAACCACCAAGACUCUUCCUAGAGCUGGCCGCCCCGCCAAACUGAGCAAUCGAGGGAGAAGGGCCUUGGUCAGGGAGGUGACCAAGAACCCUAUGGUAACUCUGACUAAGCCCCAGUGUUCCUCUGUGGAGAUGGGAGAACCUUCCAGAAGGACAACCAUCUCUGCAGCACUCCACCAAUCGGGCCUUUAUGGGGGUAGAGUGGCCAGAUGGAAGCCACUCAUCAGUAAAAGGCACAUGACAGCCCGCUUGGAGUUUGCCAAAAGGCACCUAAAUGACUCUCAGACCAUGAGCAACAAGAUUCUCUGGUCUGACAAAACAAAGAUUGAACUCUUUGGCCUGAAUGCCAAGCGUCACGUCUGGAGGAAACCUGGCACCCUCCCUACGGUGAAGCAUGGUGGUGGCAGCAUCAUGCUAUGGGGAUGUUUUUCAGCGGCAGGGACUGGGAAACUAGUCAGGAUCGAGGGAAAGAUGAACGGAGCAUGUUAAUUAUUUAUGCAUAGUCACUUUAACUCUACCCACAUGUACAUAUUACUUCAACUACCUCAACUAGCCGGUGCCCCCGCACUUUGACUCUGCACCGGUACCCCCCUGUAUAUAUAGCCUCCCUACUGUUAUUUUAUUUUACUUCUGCUCUUUUUUUCUCAACACUUUUUUUGUUGUUGUUUUAUUUUUACUUUUUUGUUAAAAAUAAAUGCACUGUUGGUUAAGGGCUGUAAGUAAGCAUUUCACUGUAAUGUCUGCACCUGUUGUAUUCGGCGCAUGUGGCCAAUUUUUUUUGAUUUGAUUUGAUUUGAUGAAAACCUGCUCCAGAGUGUCCAGGACCUCAGACUGGGGCGAAGGUUCACCUUCCAACAGGACGACGACACUAAAAACACAGCCAAGACAACACAGGAGUGGCUUCGGGACAAGUCUCUGCAUGUCCUUGAGUGGCCCAGCCAGAGCCCGGACUUGAACCCGAUCGAACCUUUCUGGAGAGACCUGAAAAUAGCUGUUCAGUGAUGCUCCCCAUCCAACCUGACAGAGCUUGAGAGGAUCUGCAGAGAAGAAUGGGAGAAACUCCCCAAAAACAGGUGUGCCAAGCUUGUAGCGUCAUACCCAAGAAGACUCAAAGCUGUAAUUGCUGCCAAAGGGGCUUCAACAAAGAACUGAGUAAAGGGUCUGAAUACUUAUGUAAAUGUGAUAUUUCAGUUUUUAAUACAUUUUCAGAAAUGUCUAAACCUGUUUUUUCUUUGUCAUUAUGGGGUAUUGUGUGUAGAUUGAUGAGAAAAAAACAGCAAUUUAAUCCAUUUUACAAUGAGGCUGUAACGUGAAAAAAAUGUGGAAAAAGUCAAGGCAUCUGAAUAUUUUCCGAAUGAAUGUAUGUAUGUAUGUAUGUACUGUAUCAAUGUUCACCCCUGUGUUCUGUUCCUCUUCCAGUGGGGAAAACAUCAUUGAUCACCAGGUUCAUGUACGACAGCUUCGACAACACAUAUCAGGUAAUUACAGUACAAUGUACAAAGGGCAAUACAAAUCGAAUUACCGUAGAUUUGAUUAGAUGUCAGUGCUUGGCCUGAAUAGCUUUUUAUGUUUUCUAUCUAUCACAAUACAUAUUUUCGUUUGUGAAUAACAAAUGAUAGAGGGUGAAACACUGUACCCUGUGGGACUCCUUUUAUUGUGCUAUUAUUGCUAAUAUCAUUUUCCUCUUAUUUUAUUUGACAGGCGACCAUUGGGAUUGACUUCUUAUCAAAGACCAUGUACCUGGAGGACCGAACAGUAAGAAACUCUGUCAGUUACCUGAAAGGAACACACAGAUCAACACAGACUACAUUAUUUCUACCCUUUUUAGUGGCCUAGCACCCUAACUAGUAGCCUAGCACCCCAACUAGUAGCCUAGCACCCUAACUAGUAGCCUAGCACCCUAACUAGUAGCCUAGCACCCUAACUAGUAGCACUCCAAUUCUCCUAGCAUACUAUACAUACUAAGUAUACCAGAGGAGGCUGGUGGGAGGAGCUAUAGGAGGACAGGCUCAUUGUAAUGGCUGGAAUGGAAUAAAUUGAUCGGUAUGAACCCCAUCAAACAUAUGGAAACCACAUGUUUGACUCCAUUCCUUAAAUUCCAUUCCAGUCAUUACAAUGAGCCCAUCCUCCUAUAGCUCCUUCCACCAGCCUCCACUGAACUAUACAUAAUGUACAUACUACAAACUAAUUACAUCGAUGAGGCAUUCAUAAAUGAGAAUGUAUUCUUAUUCAACUUACCUGGUGAAAUUAAACUUAAAUAAUCGUGUUAAUACAGAGCUGUUGUUGCGGUUUAGCCAGUAGUGUAGCUCUGUGUGUGCUAUGUAUCUAGGUGAGGCUGCAGCUGUGGGAUACAGCUGGCCAGGAGCGCUUCAGGAGUCUCAUUCCCAGCUACAUACGGGACUCAACUGUCGCUGUGGUGGUGUAUGACAUUACAAGUGAGCAGCAAGACAUUACAACUCACACUACAAGCAGAACCAUAUGCAUGCACGCACACACACACUGUUACCCUUGUGCACUAUAAUGGCUUGUCGUUUUGGUGUACACAGUAAAAUCCAGUAAAAAGUUUGUAAAUGAUGUAUUUCCUCCACAGACGUGAACUCGUUCCAGCAGACCUGUAAGUGGAUUGACGACGUUCGAACAGAGAGGGGCAGUGAUGUCAUCAUCAUGUUAGUGGGCAACAAGACAGACCUGGAGGAGAAGAGGUGGGUCUAGUUCAGGGUUCCCCAAUUGGUGGCCCGCGGGCCGAAUAUGGCCCACGGCUGGUUUUAUUUGGACCCCCAAGUUUUCUGACCACAAAAAAAUAAAAAUACAUAUUUUUUCAUUGUUGGACAUAAGACUGUAAAAACAACAGGAACUCAGCUCCAAGUGAUUUUAAUUUUGGAAAUCUGUUCCCAAGUGUUCCUAUGCAUAAUAGAGAGACACGUGAUCAUAUACAAAUGUAAGCAAGAUUUGUAAUGGUAUGUUUUAGUCCAACAUUAUAUCUGUUUGGGCUUCUUGCGGUCAAUUUGCAGUCUACAAAUUUUUUGUAAUUAUGUUCCGGCCCCCCGACCAUCCGCUCCAAAAAAAUCGUCCCGUGGCUGAAAUGAUCCCUGUUCUAGUUUAUAUUUGAUACAUGUAUUACAUGUACACUGACUGUACAAAACAUUAGGAACACCUGCUCUUUCCGUGACAUAGGCUGACCAGGUGAAUCCAGGUGAAGGCUAUGAUCCCUUAUUGAUGUCACCUGUUAAAUCCACUUCAAUCAGUGUAGAUGAAGGGGAGGAGACAGGUUAAAGAAGGAUUUUUAAGCCUUGAGACAAUUGACACAUGGAUUGUGUAUGCAUGCCAUUCAGAGGGUGAAUGGGCAAGAUACAAUAUUUAAGUGCCUUUGAACGGGGUUUGGUAGUAGGUGCCAAGCGCACCUGUUUUAUGUGUCAAGAACUGCAACGCUGCUGGGUUUUUCACGCUCAACAGUUUCCUUUGUGUAUCAAGAAUGGUCCACCACCCAAAGGACAUCCAGCCAAUUUGACACAACUGUGGGAAGCAUUGGAGUCAACAUGGGCCAGCAUCCCUGUGGAACGCUUUCGACACCUUGUAGGAUCCAUGCCCCGAUGAAUUGAGGCUGUUCUGAGGGCAAAAGGAAGGUGCAAAUCAAUAUUAGGAAGGUGUUCCUAAUUUUUGUACACUCAGUGUAUUAUAGCAUAUAUCUCUCUUAUAAAUAUGUUAUUUAUUGCAUAAGCCUAUCAGAGGGGUAGUUUGUCUGCCUUAAUGUUACUUUUUCAAUCCCUUUAAAUUGAUUAUAUAUGUGUUGACAGCGUGAACAUGAGUCACCUGAUUUGAUUCAAUUAUGCAUCAAUUGUUCAACGUCAUUGGUUCUACAUAAACCAUUCAAGAUGUCUGUCAAGUAUUUCCCUUGAAACAUCUGAAUGCAUGCUAUGGUCUGAUUCUCCCACAGGCAAAUCACUAUUGAGGCUGGAGAGCAGAGAGCCAAAGAACUGAAUGUGAUGUUCAUCGAAACCAGUGCCAAGACAGGCACCAAUGUCAAACAGGUGAUUCUUACUAUAAAAAUGUAGCAUUUCUUAAUUAGGCACUCAACAUUUCAGAAUUGUUGCUUCUUAAUUUGCUUCAAGUCACUCACUCAAACAUCAGAUUUAGAUUGUGGAAAUUCCUUCUAGUAUGUAGUUUUAUUGUGUUAGUUCGAUUCUAUUCUUUCAAACUAUUUUCCCUCCACUCUCUCACUUUCUCUGUUUUUCUCUUUCUCUUUCUCUUUCCCUCUCCAGCUGUUUCGCCGCGUUGCAGCAACCUUACCUGGGAUGGAGAGUUUGGACGAUGUGAACCCUGAAGGCAGUAUCCUUUAGAACAGAGUGAGUGACUCAACACUGUUAAUCAAGGCUCAGAACAACAAAGAGGAACUCAGUAGAGAGAAACAAUCCUUCAACUCGUUGUGGUUGCUGCUACGUUAAUAGAGAAGUAGGCAGAAAUAGGGUGCCAUCUCCAGUGCAUUGAACCAGUAAUAUGAUCAUUGGUUUGUAUGCCCUUAAAAAAAAGGCAAAGUUCAGUAACUACGUUAUGGUACUUCAUGAUGUAUUUUGAUCGACUGGCUUGUUCUUGUUUCAGGAAACUAAAUACCACAUUAAUCAGAUAAUAUACCUGGCCAUUACAACAGAUCAAAGAUUUUGGACCAAAUUCGUAGUUACUGCACUUUGCCUUUGUAGGGCAGUAUAGGACAAGGGGAGAGGAUGCCCCCUAGUGACGGUAUAGCAGGAUAGGACCCUGUACCUAGGGAGUAGAGCCCUGCACGGGCAUGAAAUUUAAGCCAGAGCCCUUCCAAUGCCCGCGACGUUAAGGCCCUACCGUUCCCUGGCCCGAUUGCUUCUGCCCAUACCCGAAAUCACAAAUAACUUUCACCUUUAGCUGCUCAUCUCUGCACUGCUGUGCUGCACUGCAUCUGCUCCGUGCACUCUCUGCAUGUGUGAGUGUCCAUAGCAACGGCUCCGCUUGGCUGCUCACAAGACGAGAGAGAGACUGAGAGAGCUCUUAGGUAGCUAAGGCCUUUCCCAACCCGAUGUAUAAUGUUGGGGGCCCGUAGGACUCGAGUUGGGUAGCAGUGCUCUACUAGGGAGACAUGAUGAAGGAUAGACUAUGGUGGUUGGAAGGAGGGCGUAGUUACAUAUAGUGUGGAAUUGUGUGAAUGUGUGUGUAUGUGCACGCGUGCUUGUGUGUGAGAGAGAGAAAGAUAGAGGGUCUAUUAUAUUGCAUUCAAGUAAUUUCUGUUGACUAUGUUAUGUGCCACUGUUUUGUUGUUUAGAAUGGAAUAUGCAGAUAAUGUUUAACCAUUUUCUAUGUAUUCCCCAAGUUUUCCUUAAUUGGACACUUUCCAGUGAUUGACAUAAAGCUGGACAAACCAGCAGAACCCACUGUCCCAGAGGGCGGGUGCUCGUGUUAAUGCAGAGCUGUCGGACAGCUUCCUUCACACCAUAGGCUUGUUGUGUUGCUUCCUACUGGUUAGCUUCCAUUUGACUGAUUGGAUAUGGGCCUUGUACCGUAUAUCCGAUUAGACUAAUCAAGUGUUAUUUCAGUCUUCAGUUGUAAAAUAUUGUAUACUUUGUCAAUAUGUAGCUAAGUGCCGGACAAGAAAAAAAUAGAAAAAAAGUUUUAGAAAACUGAAAAAAAUUGGAAAAUGGAAUGAAACACUAAUUAUUUUCGCCAUUAUGUUUUGUAUUUUUUUAUAUAAAAGGGAAAGCACCAAAAAUGAGGCCUAAAUUGGGAGAUGUGGGCCAGUCCAUUUUCAAGAUGGCUGCCCUGUCUGAAUGUCUGCAGCACGCAUGCACGCUGAUCUCAUGCCUCUCCUCUGGCUCUCGAACCCCGGAGCUGCUCGACUAACUUAGAAUGUUUUAUAGCAUAAUAAUAGCAAACUCAUAUCAACAAUGUGUCCCAAUUCAUAUUCCCCACAGGAGUUGAUUUACCGUAGAUUCAACCUUAAUUUUCUGUAGCUGUGAAAAUGUGUAACUCUCAAUGGGCAACUUUUAUAGAACAACUGUGCUGUGGUAAAAGAAGAAGAAGAAGAAAAAAGCCAAUGGAAUUUCACAAGCCCUCCCCCUUCCUCCCGCCGUUCCCCCGGCAAUACACAUAACGAUCCACUGUACUGCACUGCACUGUAUAUAGUAAUGUGAUAUGUAUGUUGUGAACGUCCCUUAGUAGAAGUGGUCCUUGUUCACCGGUAUGAAUAAUGUAACAAUGUUUAAUGAUGAAUAAAUUAAAGAUUAAAGGGCUUCACUCUUCUAACCAUCCACACUUACAUA